Messenger RNA from Macrosiphum euphorbiae (potato aphid), 1806 nucleotides. The record is from the annotation of a GenBank genome assembly. Lineage: Eukaryota; Metazoa; Arthropoda; Insecta; Hemiptera; Aphididae.
AUGACAAAAUACAAUGUGAAUGUUGUUUCAUCCGACAUGAAAGGUCGAUUGGAGUUUAUGAUGAACAUUUACAAUCGUUUAAUGAUGUCUGAUCAAGAAGUUACACCAAGUAAAACUACUGCUGAUUAUCAUUCGUUAAAUGGUUAUAUAAAACUAAUGCAAUGUGCAACAAAUAGUAAAAAGAAUAAAAAAUCUAAUAAAAGUCGUUCAUAUCGUCCAACAGCAACAAAUAAAACUAUCAACAUAGCAUCAGCUAUUCAAAAAAAUUAUAAAAAUUAUAGCAGUACAUCAUCUAUAUCAUCUCGGCCAACUUUAAGUCGUUCACCAUCAUCUGUAUUAUAUGAUUUUGAAAACAAUUCAGCAUCUACUUGUUUUGAAGAAACUAAAAGAUUGUUAUGGGCAGGUUGUAAGACUGUCGAUGAUGCUCUUGAUGUGAACAGAGACUUACCCAUGUGGGUACAGACUGUAGAUUCAAAUAAUAUUGUUAAACAGUUGUUGACAUCUGUAGAUGCCAGCCGUGUUGAUAAAGGUAACGUGCACACCCUGGUUGCUGUAUUUAUUAAUUUCAGCAUUACCAUGAUAGACAUGUUUGGAAUGAAUGUCAAUGUAGACCAACAUUGGUGGAAACACUCAUACAAAAUUAUGGAACAGUUGAUUAAUGAUAUCAAUGUACACUGCCGUGCUAAAGAUCCAAAUGCAUCACUUAAAGUCAAAGGAAAAAAUGGUGAUAGAAUGUUCAAUAAGGCAUUAUCAACAAUCACUCAAUUAAAAAAAAUUGUACCAAAUGAUAAACAUGAGGUCCAUGUAAUGCAAAAUCCAAUAACACCUCUUGUUCCUCCUGUACAACAGCCCACAUACCAACCUCCAUCUCCAGAUUUUAACAAUCAGCCAUACGUAAAUUAUAACUAUCCCAAUCAGAAUUAUAUUAACAAUUAUAAUUAUCAAGGACCAUAUCAAACACCGCAAAUAAAUCGACCACCAUACUGUCCAAUGCAGUACCGUCCUCCAUAUCAGCCCCCUUACCAACAAUAUCCAAACCAAGUGCGAAUGAAUCAACCACAGUACUAUCAAUACCUUCAGCAACCCCCAAAUCCAUGGCAAAAUAAUUACCAAAAACCACCAUAUCCAGUACAUAAUGCACCCUUUCCACCUUCUCAGUUUGUUGCUAAUCCACAGCCAAAACCUGAAGCUAAACUAGUUGAAGUGAAGGAAGAUGACGAGAAAAAAUGGCUAGAAGCACAAAAAGAUGCAAAGAAGUUAGUGAACAAUGCUAUUAAUCAUAAUAUUUUGGCAACUAGAUCUACUGAUAGUAUACAGUCAUCACAGGAGAGUGAAGAAGGGUUAAUCAGCAAUGUACAUCCAGUAUUUGAAAAAAUGUCUGACAGAGAUAGUGGAGCUCCAGUUCCAGACGAUACCACAGACAGAAUGUGGAAUUUUUUGGCCAGAGAAGUAGAUAAAAAAGUUCGAUAUAAAUUUCAAAAAAUGAUUAGAGAAAUGCAAGACAUACCAAAAGAAGAGUUUAGUAAGGAGCCAGAAUUAUAUGAGACUACUUAUCAAAAUGUGGUAAGGAUACAGCUAUUUGAGCCAAUCAGAUGUAAAAUGAUUAAUAAGAAGUAUGAAAAUGUACAAGCAGUCGUUAGGGACUUUCGAUUGGUAUUCAGUACAUUCCGCCACAUAUCUCAGCAGUCUAAUGAUAUUAAAUGUAAACUUAUGAUGGACUUUAUGGAACGUCAUUUUAAUGAAUGCCUUAGAAAAUAUUUCCGUGGAUGGAAUUUAGACAAAUACCGUAGUACUGUCCAGGAGUGA